AUGAAGAUUGUCUCGGGAGCAGAGUGGUGCUACCAGUCCCAGUUUAGAUGCGAUCACACCUGCACAGUUCCAGACUCAUGGGGAAAGUUGCAUCAUCAGUGCAGCGGUGGAGCUCAGUCUCCUGUCAACAUUGUAACAAGAAGUGUGCAAAGAGAUGAGCAUCUUAUUCCUUUUAAGCUCACUGGCUAUGAAAAGAAGCUUCAUGGUCAUCUCAUAAACAACGGUCACACCAUUCAAAUGGAUUUGCCCUCCAGUUUAAAGAUCGAAAGAGGAAAUCUGACUGUGCCAUACAAGGCACUUCAGUUUCACCUGCACUGGGGCAAGAACGGAGGACCAGGGUCUGAACACACCAUUGAUGGAGAACAGUUUCCAAUGGAGAUGCAUGUUGUUCACAUAAAAGAAGAAUAUGAUUGUUUAUCCCAGGCAGCAAAAGACGGCACAGGUGUGGCUGUUCUUGGAUUUUUCUUCCAGGAACACCCAUCUGCAAAUAAGAAAUUUGAUCCGCUUAUAGAUGCUCUGAAAAAUAUCACCUACCCCACCAACAGGACGACACUGAGGGGGGUGUCCCUGGACAUGUUCCUUCCUUCUCGGGAUAAUUUGACCAAGUACUUCCGCUAUGAUGGUUCCCUCACGACACCUAACUGCUCCGAAGGUGUAGUCUGGAGUCUGUUUGAAAGUACAAUUCCUCUCAGCAAGGAACAGCUCGCUUCAUUCUCCCAGCUUCGGUUUUCUGAUGGAAACCAUAUGGUGAACACCUACAGACCAGUGCAGCCCUUGAAUGGAAGGCAGGUGUAUUACUCCAGGGGUCAUGCUGUGCUCAUCAGCACUGUGUUACUCUUCAUGUCAACACUGCUGUCCAGCGCCCUGUCCCUGCACACUCAGCCUUUAUGA
This is a messenger RNA of Monopterus albus (swamp eel), 891 nucleotides long. RefSeq names its product carbonic anhydrase IV b (gene ca4b). The record is from RefSeq and is a predicted model, not a curated record. Lineage: Eukaryota; Metazoa; Chordata; Actinopteri; Synbranchiformes; Synbranchidae. The coding region runs from base 1 to 891 and encodes 296 amino acids. Gene Ontology annotation, molecular function: carbonate dehydratase activity; zinc ion binding. The transcript has 8 exons. Gene Ontology annotation, cellular component: plasma membrane.